AUGUCGAUGGAGAGGAGACAACGCUUUAUGGACCUGAGGUGCCAUCAUCCACUGGCUGUCAUCACCGUCCGCUGCACUGAUGAGUCCAUAGCGCUAGGUUCUACCGCCGCCGCCUCCGCCACCUCCAUAGUGCAAGGUUUGGACCUGCCUCCUGGUAUUUUAAAGCAGCUGGAGAGAAUUCAGAGGCAGUGCCUUUGGAGAAAGUAUGGGCAGGAGUCUGGUCAGUCUUCGGCUGCUUGGAGCUUGCGGGCCCCGCCCCGCACCUAUCUCCUUCCUCCGGUCGGACCGCACGUGCCCCGCACGCCCAGCCGAGGCCGAGCCGGAUCAACCUGGCGUCCUGGUCCACCUCGAGCGCGCCCGAGCUGCCGUGCGCAAGCAGAAGACCCCAGGGAAGCCCUGCAUCCCCUGUCCCGAUCGUCCCCGUUGCCGCACGCCCUGGUUGGGGCGAUUGGAUCUCGCCGAAGAGCUUCGCCGUUCGCCGGGCAGUUGCGCCACCAUCGCCAGAACGCCGCCGCCGCCACCGCCGCCCAACUUCGCCGGAGCACCACCAUGGUUCACCUCGUUGCUGUCGCCUACGGAGGGAGCCCCGUCGCCGUUGAACACCACCGCCGCCUCUGCCGCUCGACACCGCACCCGCCCGUCACUUCACCUUCGCCAGAGACCCACCGGAGGAGCGCCGCCGCCAACGCCCGAGACCGCCGCCGCCGUCCUCUGCUUCUGAUUGUCCGGAGUGCGACGCAAACUAUUGUCAGGAGUGUGACCUUCUGAACCAGAACCAAGGCAAGUUACAUGUUGAUC
Triticum aestivum (bread wheat) is the source of this 798-nucleotide messenger RNA. RefSeq lists its product as uncharacterized. Bases 1 to 768 code for a protein of 255 amino acids. The record is from RefSeq and is a predicted model, not a curated record. Lineage: Eukaryota; Viridiplantae; Streptophyta; Magnoliopsida; Poales; Poaceae. The transcript is spliced from 5 exons.